This is a messenger RNA of Exophiala viscosa, 1789 nucleotides long. RefSeq lists its product as uncharacterized. Gene Ontology annotation, cellular component: nucleus. The transcript is spliced from 7 exons. The record is from RefSeq and is a predicted model, not a curated record. Bases 103 to 1485 code for a protein of 460 amino acids. Lineage: Eukaryota; Fungi; Ascomycota; Eurotiomycetes; Chaetothyriales; Herpotrichiellaceae. Gene Ontology annotation, molecular function: zinc ion binding; transcription cis-regulatory region binding; DNA-binding transcription factor activity, RNA polymerase II-specific. Gene Ontology annotation, biological process: positive regulation of transcription by RNA polymerase II.
CCUUGAGCUCAGCAGGUCACGUCUAGCACAACACGCAAUAUGAAAAACUUGUCUCAAUGAAUCGCAACCACUUGAGUCCUGACGAACAGACGAAGGCAGACUAUGCCAAAGGCUCCCCCACCGAAUUCUUGCGCAACAUGUCUUCGGCGCAAGUUGAAGUGUGAUGGACAACGUCCAGUAUGCAGAAGAUGCGCUGUGGGCAGCCGAGAAUGCAUUAGACCCGGCAGAGUAAUCCGUUUCGUGGUCAAUGGUUCAAGGUCGCCAACAACAAGUACUGUCAACUCACACGCAUCAACAUUCAGCCCUCAAAUCGAGGCAGCCGAGCCCGAGUCACCCACACCCAGUGCUCCACGUGCUUCAGUGUCCAUCGAUCGGAUCGAAUCCCUGGCCGCUUCAGAUCCCACCAAGGCCCUUGUCGACCUGGAGAUCGCGAACCUUUUCGCACAUUACAUCGCCGUUCUCGCCCCUUGGUAUGAUCUCAAUGAUCCUCCUCGGACAUUCGGGACAAUUGUGCCAGAGACAGCUUUGCAUAUGCCCAUCUUGUUUAAAGCCAUCAUCGCUUUUUCUGCCUGCCAUCGGAACAGAAUCAACGGCUCGGCCACCGAAGUCGCUAAUGUCUUCCAUGAUGCGUGUGUCGGGGAUCUUCUACAGUCAAUGGAAGUUCCUGAUACCAGAUUUAAAGGGAGCAAUCUGGCUGCGACUUGCCUCCUCCGCUCCUAUGAGAUAAUCAACGGUGGUACUCAGAUACAAAGCCAUCUUCUGGGUGCAUACUCAUAUGCCACAAGCGAGGCGAUCGACUUCUCAGAGCCUGGGAUGUUGCAGACUGGCGCGUGGAACUACCUCCGAGAGGAGAUAACUGUUGGGCUCAUCCAACGUCGUGGAGUCCGCAUGGGUCAAAUAUUUGACGGUCACCUCCAGCGUGGUCCGCAUAAAAUUCACCCCAGUGACAGCAUAACUUACCUCCUUGCUCAAAUCAUCAACUUCUGUUUCCCAGACCCUUCUCUUCAGACCUCCCUGCAAGAUAGGCACACGCUGUGGCGAUCAAUCCAUGCGGACUUUAUGGCGUGGAAGGCCGACCUUCCUUCCACUUUUGAACCGUUCAGCUUGGCCGCCAAACCAGGAAAUCCAUUUCCAUCCUUGUGGAUGCUGCGACCUUGGCAUGUGGCUGCACAACAAUAUCGAGCAGUGGCCGAGAUCAUGCUGGCACUGUACGACCCAUGUCCGACUGGCGGACAUCUCGGUCCUCGUAGUUUCAGGUUUGCGGAAGAACAAGCAUUAGAUAUAUGCGGUCUCGCGUGGACCAACGAAGAUGACUCGGCACGCGUCAAUGCUUUUGGACCAUUGGCAUUUUGUGGCAGAUAUCUGAGCCUUCGACAUCACCAAAAAGAGCUCGAAGAGUACUUGCUCCAGUCUAGCCGAGCGACUGGUUGGCCUGUAAACGAUAUUGUCAAGGAUCUGCAGGUACAUUGGGCUGCUGGCUACUAGGCCUCCACGCACUCCAAGGUGACACCACAAACGAGUGCAUGUCUGAGCAAUUCCCCGCCUUUGGUAAAUGAGACCUGCUCCACUCGUACCCGUCUCCGACAAUCUCCAGUCAGUCCGGGGAUGAUUUGCCCCACUGCCUUUGAGUGCUCGGCAUAAGUUGACCUUUAGAGACAGUUUUGCCGACUCUCGGUUUUCGGGCUAGUGAGGCUUGCGCAUCCACCAUAUAGACGAGGAGUUUACUACUUCUAUGACCAUCACGGCGCUAAGCACGGGUCUCGACCUAGGCCCUCCACGAGGGCCUCCA